AUGCUACAGCUCAAGGAACAGAUCCUAGACGACCGAACCCGGGGCACCAAGGCGAUCCUCGGCCUCGAUCUAGAAAAAGCGUUCGACAACGUGGCGCGCUCCGCCAUCCUAGACCAAAUUUCAAACCUGAACCUGGGCGUCCGAGCAUACAACUACAUCAGGGACUUCCUCACGGACCGAAAGGCCACGCUCAUUGCCGGAGACAUGGAAACGGAAGAACUGAACACGGGCAGCGAGGAAACGCCGCAGGGCUCGGUCACAUCCCCCCUGGUCUUCAACCUCGUGAUGCUCGACCUCCCACGGAAGCUACAAAAAGUACAUGCCGUCCACCAUACCAUCUACGCGGAUGACAUCACGAUCGGGACUAGUAACUGA
Molecule: messenger RNA, 375 nt
Organism: Dermacentor silvarum
Lineage: Eukaryota; Metazoa; Arthropoda; Arachnida; Ixodida; Ixodidae
Exons: 1
Coding region: 1-375 (124 amino acids)
Source: RefSeq, a predicted model, not a curated record